Molecule: messenger RNA, 1710 nt
Organism: Brassica napus (rape)
Lineage: Eukaryota; Viridiplantae; Streptophyta; Magnoliopsida; Brassicales; Brassicaceae
Product: putative F-box/LRR-repeat protein At1g56400
Exons: 1
Coding region: 404-1369 (321 amino acids)
Molecular function (GO): protein binding
Source: RefSeq, a predicted model, not a curated record
UUAUAAAACCUAAAAAUUAUUCUAGGUGUUCGAGUAAUGCCAAAGAGGCAUUACCAACUAAACAUGGUGAAGGGUUCAUAGUUAAAAAAAAGUUUAUUCGAUUAAUAAUUUUUUCACUGAUUUAUGAAAAAAAAAUAAAAAAAGAUUUAUGAAAAACUAGAAUUGAAAUCUAUAGUCUCAGGUCAUUCAAACUGUUGAUAGGUUUCUAUAUUCAAAAUAUACCACUUAUAGAAGUUUUAUUCUGGAGAUAACUCUCACAUGACUAGAUUCACAGAACCCUAUCAUGCAAUCCUAUCAAGAGUGUAUAUAUAAGCACUCUCUGUAGCGUCUAACAUAUCACAUACAAAUCCGCAAACACCUCUAGCUUUCUUUCAAAAUUCUCCACUUUCUCUUGAUUACCAUAAUGGAUCCGAGUGAUCAAGCAGACAGAAUCUCAAAUCUACCAGAUAUUCUUUUGGUCCUCAUCAUUUCAUGCUUAUCUUUCAAGGAAUGUGUUCAAACCAGUUGCCUUUCCAAGCGGUGGAGAUCUGUCUAUCUUGAGACGAGGAAUGUUUCUUUCAAGGAAUCCGACUUCUUGAGCCCUUCUGUCUACGCAAAUCCCAUAAGUUGGAUUAGGGCGAGGGAUGCGUUUGUUGAUUACGUGUGUAGCUGGGUCGCUAGAAUCGAUGAUCAACACAUCGAUACAUUCGGGAUUUCUGUCUCGUAUCCAAAGACUUACUUGGAUGUGAUCGAGUCCCUGAUAGCGUUCGCGGUCCGAAAAAGAGUCAAGGCCUUGGUUCUUGAUUUCUCAAACCCGGCAUGGACAACCUUUCAUGAUGUCAACCUUGAUGAGUUGGUUGUUGAAAUCCCCCAAAGCGUCUAUGAUCUAGCGACUCUCGAGUCGUUGAAACUUGGAGCGGUUAAGCAGUUUGACCCAACAAAACUAUCAAACCCAGGGAAGCUCAAAACCGUCUCUUUCGGCUGGAUGGUACUGACGAAUUUUGAACCUUUGCUAAAGACUUCAAGGUUUGAGAGUUUAACUAUCAAUGGCUGCCGGGAACUUGAUUUCGAUACGAUAGAAGGGAAUAUGAGGAAAGUUGCAAUCAAAAACUGCGACUUUUCCAUUAACUGCACCUUUGACCUCCCUAGAGUUGACAUACUCAAGUACUCUGGAGAUCUUUUCCGCUUCGAAUUCGAUAAUAUGAAUACCAUCAUAAGCGAAGUUGAAUUUGAUUUCCGGGUGUUGGACAAUAACAAUGAUGAAUCAAAUGAUUCGACCACCGCAGAAGGAGGCAUGCUUUGUCAUCUCCUUAACAAUCUCCUUGAUGAUGGUGGUCGAACUGCUACGACCUUAACGGUCUGUCCGUUUCUACUCAAGGUAUGUAUUUAGAUUUACAUUACAUUUUCACACAUUAGGUCACUCAGUGUAAGUUCAUUUUAAUUCAUGGUUCUUUGAAUUUUUUGAAUACUUUGCCAUGUGGUAGUAAUUGUACCUAGUGAAAAGAAAUUAUGUUGAAUAUUUAGAUGUUGUAUAAACAGAUUAGAUAUUAGUAGUUUGUGAAAUUUAUUAGGUUAAGUGUGUGUGUGUGUGUUAGUAUUUGUGAAAUAUAGUAUUGAGAGUUUUGUAGAAAUGAUAUUUUGAGAAAAAAAAAUCAAUGAGAUUUUUUCUGUUAAAUAGAAAAUAGUUUUCUUAAAAAUGUUUUUUGAUAUUUCUAUACUUUUAUAUAUAUU